Molecule: messenger RNA, 3118 nt
Organism: Phodopus roborovskii (desert hamster)
Lineage: Eukaryota; Metazoa; Chordata; Mammalia; Rodentia; Cricetidae
Gene: Telo2
Product: telomere maintenance 2
Exons: 20
Coding region: 166-2679 (837 amino acids)
Biological process (GO): protein stabilization; telomere maintenance via telomerase
Cellular component (GO): cytosol
Molecular function (GO): telomeric repeat DNA binding; Hsp90 protein binding
Source: RefSeq, a predicted model, not a curated record
GAGUGAGAUCUUGUGAGGCGCCAGGGAGUGGGAAUAAAGGGCUGCUGGGGUUUCUGAGAUUUAGAGCCUACCCUCCUCUCUCAGCCUAUGUCCUUCCUGAGUGCCACAGGAACAAUUCUUGACUCUUAACCUGCUUUUCUGGGCCCCUCAGCUCUGUCCUGCAAGAUGGACCCAGCACUGCCUGCUGUCCGACUCACGGUCCAAGAAGCCAUUCACACCCUUUCAUCCUCAGAGGAUGUAGGCCACAUCCUCUCUGCCUUGGGGACCCUGAAGAGAUACCUGGGUGGAACCGAGGAUCCAGCUCUCCCUGAGAAGGAGGAGUUUACCACCAUCCACUUCUCAGCCGUUCUCAGAUGUCUGGUCAGCAAGCUGAGCCCAGGUUGGCUGGAGCUAUCCCCCGAUGGUCAGCUGGAACAGCUGUGGGAGAGCUUCUUCCUCGAUGGCCCUCCAGACCAAGCCUUCCUGGUGCUGAUGGAGGCCAUUGAGAGCACUGCUGGCCCUAGCUUCCGUCUGAUGAAGAUGGCUCGGCUGCUGGAGAUAUUUCUGAGCAAGGGCAGAGUGGCUGCUCUAAUGGAGGAGCAGUGUCGGCCUCAGACAAAGCCCAGCUUCCCCCUAUUCCAGGAGACGCUGCUCAACAAGGUGGUGGGCUUGCCUGAUCGCCUAGGCAACUGUCUCCAGCAGGACAACCUGACCCAGUUCUUCCCCCAGAACUACUUCCCUCUGCUUGGCCAGGAGGUUGUGGAAGUACUAAAGGCAGUUGUGAACUUUCUCCAAGGUGGCCUAGACUGCUCUGUUUCCUUCGUGUCUCGCGUCUUGGGGAAGGUCUGCAUCCAGGGGAGAAAGAAAGAAAUCCUGGGUGUGCUGGUGCCCCAACUGACAGUGCUCACCCAGGACAGCUGUCUGUGGCAGCGGGUAUGCUGGCGUCUGGUGGAACAAGUACCUGACCGAGCAGUAGAGGCUGUGCUGAUAGGGCUUGUAGAGGCCACUCCCAGGCCUGAAGUCCUGUCACGACUACUAGGGAACCUGGUGGUGAAGAAUAAGAAAGCUCAGUUUGUGAUGGCCCGGAAGCUUCUUUUCCUGCAGUACCAACACUCGACACCCAUGCUUCAGAGCCUGCUGGGGUACCUGGCUGUAGACAGUCAGCGGCGGCCACUCCUCGUACAGGUGCUUAAGGAGCUGCUGGAGACGUGGGGCAACAGCAGUGCCGUCCGUCAUGCACCACUGGAGCAGCAGUGCUAUGUCAGCAAGGCCAUCCUUGUCUGCCUGGCACACCUUGGGGAGCUGGAGCUGCAGGACAUCCAGGAUGAACUGCUGGCCAGCAUGAUGGCAGGUGUGAAGUGUCGCCUCGACAGCAGCCUGCCCCCUGUGCGUCGCUUGGGCAUGAUUGUGGCCGAGGUCAUCAGCUCCAGGAUCCAUCCUGAGGGGCCUCCCCUGAAAUUCCAAUACGAAGAAGAUGAGAUGAGUCGUGAGAUGCUGGCCUUGGCCACCCCUGGGCCUGCGGGUGCCUGCUCUUCGGAGACAGGAGUCCCAUCCCUGGCUUCGGUUGCCACAGAGGCUCCUGUAGAGACACCUGAAAAGACAGUGGACAGUGAUGUUCCCCCAGUUCAGCAGCAAGGCCCUGACUCAGAGCUGGACAGUGAUGAUGAGUUCAUCCCCUAUGAUAUGUCAGGGGACAAAGAGCUGAAGAGCAGCAAGGAGCCCCUGUAUAUCCGAGACUGCGUGGAAGCCUUGGCCACAUCUGAGGACAUGGAACGCUGGGAGGCAGCCCUAAAGGUGCUGGAGGGCCUGGUUUAUAGGAGCCCUGAGGCCACUCGGGAGGUGAGUGUGGAGCUGGCCAAGGUGCUACUGCAUCUGGAAGAGAAGACCUGCAUGGCAGAGUUUGAACAACUUCGCCAGAGAGCUCUAGUUGCUGUCACGGUCACAGACCCGGAGCAAGUAGCCAAGUAUCUGACAACACAGUUCUAUGGCCUGAACUAUAGCCUCCGGCAGCGCAUGGACAUCCUGGAUGUCCUUGUUCUGGCUGCCCAGGCACUGUCUCGGCCACGGAGCCUCCAGAGACUUUCCCAGCACGGUCCCCCUGGUUCUGGCACCUUGUGUGCACCAGCACUAGCUAUUUCUCAGCCUGGCAAUGCUGUGGCUCCUGACUGGCAGAUGGUUGUGGAAGAGCGGAUCAAAAGCAAGACCCGGAGGUUCUCCAAGGGCUGUCCUCGGAGGGAGCUGUCAGGUGGCCCCAAUGAAUUCAACUCUGUGGCUGGUUACUUCUUCUUCCCCCUCCUUCAGCACUUUGACAGGCCUCUGGUGACCUUCGACCUUUUAGGAGAUGAUCAGUUGGUACUUGGAAGACUGGCCCACACCUUAGCAUCUCUGAUGUACCUGGCUGUUAACACCACAGUGGCUGUGCCUAUGGGAAAGGCCCUGCUGGAGUUUGUAUGGGCCCUUCGCUUCCAUGUUGACACUUAUGUUCGCCGGGGCUUGCUGUCUGCUGUCUCAUCUGUCCUGCUCAGUGUACCCACAGAGCGGCUACUGGGGGACCUGCCAGAUGAGCUUCUAGAAGCCAGGUCCUGGUUGGCAGAUGUGGCUGAGAAGGAUGUGGAUGAGGACUGUAGGGAGCUGGCAGUGAGGGCUCUGCUGCUUCUGGAGAGACUCAAAGACAAGCUCCUAUCCAUUUCCUCUCCAUAGCCCGAGGACUCCACAGGGGCCCAAAUGGCCCCUUGGCUCUCCCUACUGGAAGAAGACCACCUCAGAGGAGCUAGGUCUGGAGGGGCUAGUGGUCCCAGUGUGUGUGAAUUAAGCUCCUACUAGUCUGAACUUGCUGUUAUUUAUGCCCUGGCAAGGCUGAGCGUUCAGCAAAAGAUACCAGGGCCUGUGCUGUGGGACUCACCAGCCUUAGGCUGACCAGAAUUUGGACUGGGGGUGUGGGGCCCAAGAGGUACAUCCUCCUGAGAGCAGAACUUUGGGCUCUGUGGCCAGGGCCUCAAGGGUAAAGAUAAGGGACAGCUGUUCAGCUUCAAUAAUACCCCUAUGGGGAUGCUAGGACAGCAGACCAGGGGUAGCCGGCUGGGUCCCCAGGGGCUUCUUGACAGUGUUUCUGUGAGAAUAAACAGGGCCACAGAUGUCA